AUGGAGAAGGCUGAUCAUGACAAUAAUAUCUACUUGGUAGAAAAAUUAACCGACCGCCGGUGGCGUCGUGGUCGCGUCGAGUAUUUAGUAAAAUGGUUAAAUUACGGAGAUGAAGAAAACACAUGGGAACCUAGAGCUAACAUUAACGUCGCCUUGUGUGAACAGUUUGAUAAUGAUAAUGGUGGGCCACUAAUGGGACCAACGUCGUCUCCCAAGAAGAGAAAAAAUGACACUAAAAGCAAUGACAUGUCUCCACCAGUUAAAAAGGCAUCUAGAAAGCUCCCAAAAUCGCGCGAAUGUGAGUAUUUUGAUAGAUUUUAAAAUUUAGAAUAUUUAACGUACAAAAAAUCUCAAAGUUGAAUAAAUUAUAUUUAGCAGUUACACCGACCUCCGCUCGCCGGUCCUCACGUCGUCAGACGGACGAAUCUACGACAACUACCAGUGUAGAACCCACACCAACGCCGGAGCCCUAUAUACAGCAAUCUAACGUACUGAAACUAGAGGAGCAUCUUCCAGCCGCUGAAUCAGAACCUGAAACAUCAGCUGUCAAAUUAACUAAGUCUGAUGUUAAAGGCUCUGUUUCUUACAACGAACCUAAAACUCAUCAGAAUUUACAAGAGAAUAAAGGUUUUUUAGAACCAAAAGAACAGGAUGAAGCGACAGAACUCGAAAUAGUAGAUAAAUUAACGGUCACUGGUAAACCCGACCCACAAGACGAUAUUCCAGAAACAUGUAAGUACUUUUUAUAGCAGCUUUAAAAAUUUAUGCUUGCUUAAAAAAUUGUAUAUAACCCUUGAAAUAUAAACUUUUUUAUAUUCAUGUUAUGUUCACUUUUUUUCUCAUGGACCAUGCCUCCCCCCCCUCGUUUCUUGUCUUUACGGAACAGAAAAUUUUUCAGUUUUUGUUUGGGCUUUUCGAAAAAGCUUAUAACGUUUUAUAUUUGAAGGCAAAAAACUUGUCAUUAUUUCUUAUUAUAAUUGGGUAUGUAUAAAUUUUAAUUUAAUUUUAAUAUACGUUAAGUUAUUGAACAAACUCCUGAGGUUCUAAAUACUGCCAAUACUGAAGAGCAUUUGCCAAAUAUAACCAGUUUUCUGGUGCCAAAUGAUAGCCACUCAAAGACCCAUCUUCUAUCCGUGUACGAAAAUGCCCCGCAAUCAAUCGAAGCUGAAGAUACAAACCAACAAAACGGACUAACGGUGCGUUUUACAUAAUAAACCGCUUCUUUUGUUGAAGCUAACAGUAGUAAUAGUAAACUUCAUGCGGUAGUUUGUUUAUUAUAAAAGCUUUUUACAUAAUGACAUGAUUUUUAGACAAUUCAGUCUUCAAAUGAUCUUGGAAAUGCCACUAUCACCGACGUCACAGUUAAUAAUAAAACGUCAACAGUAUUGGAAUUUUAAAAAAAUUUAACUACUGUGGUAUUAAAAAGAGAAUUAAAUUUAAAACUUUAGGAAACGAUUAUAAGAAAUUAAUUUAAAAACUCAUGGAAAAUUUCUGUCUUACCUUGCAAAAUUCUAAAAAAAGUUAGAGAUCAAACGUGAAAUAAUAUUAAAGUUUUCAUUAUUGUUUUUAUAAGUUAGUUUUAUAAAAAUUGGUUGUUGUAAUUAAUAAUUAUGAUUUAAACUGUUUAAAAAACUACAAAUAAGACUAAAUUGGCAAUUUUUUUGAAGGUACAAUAAUUUUUACGCAUUUUUAACAUUUUUUUCGGUAUUCGUCCAGUAUUUCUAUAAUUCUUCAUCGAAAAUUGUUAGAAAUUCUUUAGAAAAUAAAAGAUAAAGAAAAUUGUGCGAUGAUCGCUUCGGGCGGAGCCGCGGCUUUGUGGCCUUAGGUUUUCUUUAGUAUUUUUUCGAUUUUUUAAAUUUAGUUUUAUAAGUAAAUUUGGUCAUUUAAUUUAUUUUAGCCUGAAUUUAAAAACAAAAUGUCCGAACGGUAUGGCUCAGAAUCAAGUUCAAUUAGUGAAGAAUCAGUAGACAACUCGGCGUUGUCGUCUUCUGACUUGCCAAAUUGGACUAAUCCUGCAUUGUAUAAAACACGAAUUUGCGAUCAUUAUAGAAGAAAGAGUGAAUGCAAGUAAGUGUUUCUAAUUUAUUUCGGAUUUUUAAAAAGAGGAAAGUUUAAUAACUAAAAUUUUAGGUAAUAAAUCGCUUGUUUUCAGGCGUUUUCAAUGGAAAUAUUUUUUUGUUAAAUUCUGUUUAUUUAUGUUCUAUUUUCUUAUUUAGGUUCGGCAAAAGGUGCUGGUUUGCUCAUGGACGUCAAGAGCUGCGCCAAGUCCCGCGACUAGACAUGCACCCAGAGGCCGAAUUUGGCGCGCUUGCACAAGUCCUCGAGACUCUGCCACCUUCAAAAUGUCGGGACGGUAAGUAAACUCUUUUUUUUUUAAUUUUAUUUUUAGUUGCGGUUAGUAAAGGACAGAAACUUACCCAAUUGAUGGCCAAAAACGUUUAUCUUCAUAACGGUCAUUUACACGGUCAAUAUGACAAUACUAGUACCCAAGUAUCAUGCGAUUCUAUUCCACAAAUUGAACGUCUGCGAAGGCAAUUAUCCGAUAUGAAGCAUGACCGUUCCGUUUCGCAUGACAUGUUAAGGUAUGUUAGUUUUAAAAAUGCCUAGACACCAUUGUUCUAAACACAUUUCUUUAGGGCUAAAGGUAACUGUAAAAUCGUUUAUAUUUUAAGCACGACAGACCUGAAUACAACGUUUGAGUCAGACAUUAUGACCUGCUUGCCGCCAUUGGUUGUUCCUUUAACAAAACGAUUUGAAAGCGAAACUUCCGAGUAUGACGAAAAUGAUAACUUGAAUAUCGCGGAUUUGAAUGUGACAUUACCCGACAUUCAUGAAGAGGAAACCCACGUCUUUACUGAAUGUGUAAGUUCGCUUUAAAAUUCUAAAAUAUUCUACAGUUACGCAAAUUAAAUGAACUAUUAAUUAAUUUUUACAGAUUUCCUCUCCUAUCAAGAUGGUUGAAUGUGGCACAAACACCGAACCGCAUUAUUGUUACGCUGAGGUUUCUGUUCGGGCUGCCAGUGGCUUAUGUUCGAUCGAUCCAAACGACUUCCAGUGCUAUUUAGAACAAGGAGGAGUGCCUGUACGCUACGAUCGUCGGCAAUACGCGUUUGCUUAUCCGGAAUAG
This is a messenger RNA of Bursaphelenchus okinawaensis, 3127 nucleotides long. The record is from the annotation of a GenBank genome assembly. NCBI's taxonomy places the organism in Eukaryota, Metazoa, Nematoda, Chromadorea, Rhabditida, Aphelenchoididae.